ACGGCCUGGCACACCCUAUAAGGUUACUUUUAUUGCGACGCUCUCCUCCACUUCCUCGACGCCCAACCCCCGCGAUCCUCAAAAAAUCUGGCCCUGGACACGUCUUCUCGGGACAGCUUCUAUAGCUGUCCCGAUCUGUCAUCACUGCAGAUAACAUCAGUGCCUGCGGAUUUUGACAGCGCGAGGACCGAUCCAUCUCCUUCGCCCUCUCCUUCCUUCGACUCUGCCCCGCACAGAAAACGAUCUAAAGCUAGAACCGUGGGUAGGAAAGCGCGUGGUGUCAUCGGUAAAGUCCGAGCAUUUCAGCGGAUCGCGGCCGCCAAGAUGGCGCAUCCGAAUAUCAAGAUCGACACCAGUGUCCAGGCAACCAAGCGCGGACUGCCCGAAAAUGACGACGCGGGGCUCGAUAUACUUGGUGCGGAUCAAGACAACCCGAAGCUGGAAGCUGGAAACACGGAAGAUGUUCCACCGUUCCUGUGUCAAUCUGUCUCGGAGAUCCAUGACAAAUUUGAGGAUUUGGAAUGGAUGCACCGCACACGUCUCGCCGAGGGUCAGCUGGCCAAUGAUCUCACGCAUCCCUUCGCCCUAGAGGUAGACCCCAAAGUUAAAGAGAGGAAUCGCUAUGAUAACGUCCAGGCGUACGCAAAUUGUCGGGUCCAUCUGCGGGUGCCCGAGGGCGAGUGUGAUUUUAUCAAUGCAUCUCCGAUCAGACUGGAAGACUCGGUGACACGGGAAAGAAGGCAUUAUAUCGCGACCCAGGGCCCCAAAGUUGGAUAUCUCGCGGAGUUUUGGCACAUGGUCUUCCAUGAAAGCCAGGAGGUCGGCGUGAUUGUGAUGCUUACCCAAACUUUUGAAGCGGGCCGGGAAAAGUGCGCUCAAUAUUUCCCAUUGGAUACGGAGCAGGCUUCAAUGGACCUAUUGACAAAUGAGUCGGACGUUCUCUUCGAUGAGAGCGAGCAGACAGAACCCGGCGUCUUGGGUAGGGUGACCUUGUUGGAAUCAACUUUCGACGCGAGAUCACGAUCUGAAAUCCGCAAACUCGAACUGGCCAUCGGUUCGGAAUCAAAGAUUGUCUGGCAUUUCCUUUUCGCUGGCUGGGCCGAUUACUCUAAACCUGAAGGCAGCGAUCGCCAAGCCCUUCUCGACUUGAUCAAGUUGUCAGCCUCUAAAACCACCCCGGAUAAUCCGCGAAUCGUGCACUGCAGUGCAGGAGUUGGUCGGACAGGAACUUUCAUUGCGCUUGACCAUUUGCUGUGCGAACUGGACUCAGGACAUUUGUUGGAUAUCGAACAUCCAGAGGUCGACCCUGUUUUCGAAACAGUCAAUCAGAUGCGCGAGCAACGGAUGAUGAUGGUCUACAACGAGAUGCAGAUGCAAUUUAUCUACGAAGUGCUCCGAGAACAAACCGAUCGGAAGCUGGGCAAGGUUACGCACUGGAAUAUGGACUCGCCUAACGGCAGUGAGGAACGAUCUGCGAAAAUCGCCAAGUUAAAUGACCAGUCAGAUUACCUGCCAACUUUCAAACCGGAGUUGGAAGCUGUCCCAGAUCGCACUCAUACGCCGACGAGAAGUCGGACCGGUACACCGGAGCUUUCUGAUCUUGAUAAUGAAUGA
Penicillium verrucosum is the source of this 1614-nucleotide messenger RNA. It is a transcript of the gene ptpB, whose product is annotated as tyrosine protein phosphatase PTP1. Gene Ontology annotation, biological process: protein dephosphorylation. The transcript has 3 exons. Lineage: Eukaryota; Fungi; Ascomycota; Eurotiomycetes; Eurotiales; Aspergillaceae. Gene Ontology annotation, molecular function: protein tyrosine phosphatase activity. The coding region runs from base 325 to 1614 and encodes 429 amino acids. The record is from RefSeq and is a predicted model, not a curated record.